AUGCCUUCCGCCGUUCGGCCUUCUGAGAUGCACACCCAUGUUGCCAUUGUCGGUGCCGGACCUCGAGGAACUAGCGUUCUGGAGCGUCUUUGUGCCUCGGCACCCGAGUAUCUUGUCCCAGGGGCACGAUUGACCGUUCAUAUCGUUGAUCCAUCGCCCCCAGGCGCGGGUCAUGUCUGGCGUACAAAGCAGUCGGAUCAACUUCUGAUGAACACAGUCAGCUCCCAGGUGACCUUGUUCACUGAUGAUAGUAUUAGCUGCUCAGGCCCAAUUCGUCCAGGGCCAAGUCUCUACACCUGGGCUGCCGAUAAGAUCCCUGGCCUUGGACCUGAUGAUUGUGGAACCCGUGCCCAGUACGGCCAAUAUCUCGAAUGGAUCUUCCAAGAGACUGUGCGACAAGCACCACCUCAAGUGCAGAUUGAGGUGCAUCCUGCUUUUGCUGUCCGCUUGUAUGACACGUCCUAUGGCCAGCAAACGCUCAAGCUGUCGAAUGGCCGAACCCUUUCUAGCCUCGCAGCUGUCAUUCUUGCGCAGGGUCACGUCCCGCUUCUGCUAGAUAUUGAACAACUGAAAAUCAAUGCUUACGCAGAGCUAAAUGGCCUUCAUCAUAUCACGCCCUCAAACCCGGCGGAUGUUGAUCUUUCUGUUAUUGCUCCCGGAGAGAACGUUUUCCUGCGUGGUCUUGGUCUCAACUUCUUCGAUUACAUGGCCUUGUUAACAUUGUCCCGGGGUGGUAGCUUCUCCGAAACUCCUAACGGCUUGAAAUACCACCCAUCGGGCAAUGAGCCUCGGAUGAUUGCCGGAUCUCGUCGUGGCAUUCCAUACCACUCCCGUGGCGACAACGGCAAAGGGGCAUACGGCCGCCACAUGCCCCUCGUCUUCACCGAAGAAGUAAUCAACGCUUUCCGCAAGCAUUCUGAUGCUGGAAAAGCCCCAGACUUCCUCCAGGAUAUUUGGCCUCUCGUUUCCAAAGAAGUGGAAACCGUUUAUUACUUGACUUUGUUGAAACGCGAUAAGUUGGACCAGACCGACUUCCAGAAGAGGUUCCUAGAAACUGAGCCAAAGAGCCCGGAGGAAGCGCAAGUCCUUCGUGACUUUGGUAUCUCGGAAGAGAAGUGGUGGUCCUGGGAGCGUAUCCAGCGCCCACAGGGAGAUCAGGUCUUCAAUACUACCACUGAGUGGCGUGAGUGGUUGAUCGCCUACCUUCGUGAGGAUGCCAAGGAGGCCGCCCUUGGAAAUCUGAACGGUCCACUAAAGGCAGCUUUGGAUGUGAUGCGCGAUCUGAGAAACGAACUCCGACUCAUCGUGGAUCACAAUGGUUUGACCGGCGCUUCUCAUCGAGAGAAUCUCGACCGCUGGUACACACCUCUGAAUGCCUAUGUGUCAAUUGGACCUCCUCGCCAACGUAUUGAGCAAAUGAUUGCGCUCAUGGAUGCGGGGGUUUUGGAAGUCCUUGGUCCCCGUCCACAGGUAAAGGCUCAGGACGAGGCUUGGCUAGUCCACUCGCCUGAGGUACCAGGCGAGCCAAUCCGUGUUACCACAUUGAUCGAAGCCCGCUUGCCAGAGCCGAAACUCCGAAACACGGGAGAUGAGCUUCUUUCCCAUUUGUUCAAAACUGGUCAAUGCCGCGCUCACACAAUUGACGGAUACGAGACUGGUGGUCUUGAUGUGACUCAAAGCCCAUACCAUCUCAUUGACACCCAUGGCCGUGCGCACCCAAAGCGAUUUGCUGUCGGUGUUCCAACUGAAGGAGUCCACUGGGUGACCGCUGCUGGUGCCAGACCAGGUGUGAACUCAGUCACACUUUGUGACACUGAUGCCGUUGCCCGCGCUGCUCUUAGCGCAGCAGCUAUCAAGGCUAAGAUCACUCAGACCAAGAUUGAUGUGAAGACAUUUCCCUGUAUUGAGGUGUCCAAGCUCCGUGUCCAUGCUUGA
Messenger RNA from Penicillium roqueforti, 1935 nucleotides. RefSeq names its product FAD/NAD(P)-binding protein. The coding region runs from base 1 to 1935 and encodes 644 amino acids. The record is from RefSeq and is a predicted model, not a curated record. NCBI's taxonomy places the organism in Eukaryota, Fungi, Ascomycota, Eurotiomycetes, Eurotiales, Aspergillaceae. The transcript has a single exon.